Staurois parvus is the source of this 249-nucleotide messenger RNA. The record is from the annotation of a GenBank genome assembly. NCBI's taxonomy places the organism in Eukaryota, Metazoa, Chordata, Amphibia, Anura, Ranidae.
CCAUGAUAAGGGGUUCCCACCAUCCCUGUGCUGAGUUCCCAGGUCUGUACACCCCCUGUGCCCAUUAUGAGGGGUUCCCACCAUCUCUGUGCUGAGUUCCCGGGUCUGUACACCCGCUGUGCCCAUUAUGAGGGGUUCCCACCAUCUCUGUGCCGAGGUCCCGGGUCUGUACACCCGCUGUGCCCAUUAUGAGGGAGUUCCCACCAUCCCUGUGCUGAGUUCUCGGGUCUGUACACCCGCUGUGCCCAU